CCGCCCCGCGCGGUGCCCGCCGUCAUUGCCGCGGGCGGCUGGGCCGCCGGCGCCUCCCCCGCCGCGGCGGCCUGAUGCGGCACCCGGCGCCGCCCCGCCUGGCUUUCUCUCCCCUCUUCCCCGAAACCCCUUCGCCUUGAUAACGCCGGGAGCGAGGAGGGGGCGGUGACGCCCAGUGCCCGGUGAGCCGGCCAUGCGGGGCACGGCCCCCGGCGGCCCGGCGGCGGGCGGCGGGCGCUGAGCGCGGGCGGCGGUGAUGCCGAUGCCGGGGGGCAGCGGGGCCGCGGCCGCCGCCAGGCUCCCCCUGUCCGGCGAGGCAGCUGCGGCGGCGCCGCGGGACGAGGAGCAGCAAGAGGAGGAAGGCGAGGAGGAUCUCCGCGACGGCGGCGUCCCCUUCUUCGUCAACCGCGGCGGGCUGCCCGUGGACGAGCCCACCUGGGAGCGGAUGUGGCGGCAUGUGGCCAGGAUCCACCCCGAGGGGGAGCGAGUGGCGCAGAGGAUCCGGGGCGCCGCCGACCUGCCCAAGAUUCCCAUACCAAGUGUGCCUGUGUUCCAGCCAUCCACCCCCAUCCCUGAGCGCCUGGAAGCUGUACAGCGCUACAUCAGGGAGCUUCAGUACAAUCACACUGGGACACAAUUCUUUGAGAUUAAGAAGAGCAGACCUCUGACUGGGCUGAUGGACCUGGCCAAAGAAAUGACCAAAGAGGCCCUGCCAAUAAAAUGCCUGGAAGCUGUGAUCCUGGGAAUUUACCUCACCAACAACAUAACCACGCUGGACCGUUUCCCCAUCAGCUUCAAAACCCACUUCUCAGGGAACUACUUCCGACACAUUGUGCUGGGGGUGAACUUUGGAGGCCGCUAUGGGGCACUGGGCAUCAGCCGACGUGAGGAGCUGAUGUACAAAGCACCCGUCUUCCGCACACUCAGCGAACUCAUCUUUGACUUCGAGGAGGCGUAUCGCCGCUGCUGGCACACUCUCAAAAAGGUGAAGCUGGGCCACUGUGUGUCCCAUGACCCACACAGUGUGGAGCAGAUCGAGUGGAAGCACUCCAUCCUGGAUCUAGACAAGCUAACGCGGGAAGAUUUUCGCAAAGAGCUUGAGAGACAUGCCCGUGAUAUGAGGCUGAAGAUUGGCAAAGGAACUGGGCCAUCAUCUCCCACCAAGGACAGAAAGAAAGAUGUCUCUUCCCCACAGAGAGGUCAGGCCAGCCCCCAUCGGCGCAACAGCCGUGGGGACCGACGACCAUCUGGUGAGAAGAAGCCUGCCGAUUCCAAAACAAUGCCAGACCUCAAUGGGUAUCAGAUCCGGGUGUGAAGAGAGCUGUGCCUUGUGUGCCCGGCUCCACAGACUUCUUGCUGGCCACAGCUGUGACCUGGAUCCGCCUGCAGUGUAUUCUGACAAAGGGAACAGGGGAGCGGGAGCAGAACAGAGUGCUGAUCUUCCCAGGUACUACCUAGUGGGCCAAUCCCAGACAUGGAUCCCAUGGGUCCCAGGGGAUUCACCUGCCUGUUUGGGAGAGGUGUCCAUCUUAAUUCACUGAAACAAGUAUUUAAAAAAAAAAAAAAAAUUAUCUGUAUGCUGAUGGGAGCUUGCUGGAGGAGGAACAUGAAGUGAGUUGGGUCAGCAAACUCACUAUCAGUUUUUCUGUGUUGAUAGCAAGUAAAUGAAGCAUCUUGUCGACAGUACUUCCCUGUCUGCACAGAAGUCUUCAACCCAUGCAAGGCCUGCAAGUCUGAGCAAGAAGUGAUGCUGAAAGGGGAUGGCCCUCACAUUUUGUGCAAACCCUCCUGGUUUUGUCAAGAUGAACACUUUAUCAUUGCCCUUGUAAGAGACAGGGCUGAAUUUGCUCAGUCUGAUUUAUUUAUCAUACAAGGGUCUCUCAUGUGAAGAAACCACCUUGUGUGUUUAGUCCUGCUAUUUCAAAGCAUUCUGUUGUCUCUGAGGGCAUAGUGGGAUGAGGAUCCUGUGCGGAUGCUGAUGAGCUGUUGCUGUGAGCCCUUUUAUAGUUGAGUGGGUCAGGACGUACUGAUGAUAACAGUGAAAACAGGCAUGGAGACCUCAGUCCUCCAAACACUGGAGGCAAGGCCAGACCAGACUGGGGCUCCUGGGAAGCCUUUGAGGUCUCUCUUCAUCAGCCUCCUCUCAAUUAACUUCUAGUGACUGAUGCUGUGAAAGCUUGCAGAAAGCACUUCGGUCACUGAGGUUUGAUUUUUAAAAGUAAAUAGUUAAAAGAAGGAUUUAAUUGUGUGAUCAGGUUUUCCUAAACAUUUUGACUUUCCACAAGGGUCAUGCUCCUUCCUCACUGUAGUGUUAGUGCUAAGAGUUACAGACACAUUUUGAUGGGAAGCCCUGCUUGAGGUGAUUACAGCUGUUUUCUGACAUCUCAGCCUGAAGCCUCCUGAAAGUGGUUCCCUGUCCCAGACCGAUGCCUGUGUUCUGGCUCUUAGAUAGCUGCUGUAUGUAACAGCACCCCUUAUGUGAGCCUUCCCCAAAGGGCUGGGCUGGGCUUUUCGAUCCAGUUACAGCUUUCACUGUGGCUACACUUUUUUUUUUCAGGGGAGUGCUUUACUACACAUAAGCAGUGUAAUGCUUGUCAGAAGUCUUGAGUGUUGUCAGACCUCUCUUUGAGGCCUAGAGCCUGGAAGCAAUGUGGUGGCAAGUCAGAGCAGCAUGGCCUUGAAGUGAUCUGGAUGUAUGGAUCUAGGGGAUGUGAAAACUGGGCUUGGGAGCGGGAGUAUCCUUGAGAGAAACUGAGACUUGUUUUACCAAGCACUGAAAAGGAGCUAAACUUUCUGAAAUACUACAUACUUACUUACAACUGGGCUUAUUAUUUCCUGCAAACUUGUUAGAAACAUGGUGGAACUUAUCUCUACCAGGUUUUUUUUUUUGCAGUAUUGAUGUGCAACACCCUCAUAUAAGCAGUGCUAUUUUUGUGGCAGAGAAUGGGUUCUUAACCUCAAAACAAAUAAGCUCUUCUGUAGCACUAAAGCAGUAUUAAUCCUUGAAGCACCACCCACAAAUGAUUUAACUCAGGCCUCAUAGGUUCCUAAUUGUACGUCCCAAACUGUGAUGUAACUUGCAAGACACUAUAUCCAUAUCGCUGCAGUCUGUCCUUCCAUGCUCUUUGUAGUCUGUACUUUUCUGCUAUGCUGUAUGACCAGGAGGACAAUCCAUAGGGAGGUGGCAGAACUUGCUUCUGAUCCAAGAUAAGAUUGAUCCACAAGGGGAUGCCAGUUCUCACAGUGCAGUGCAACACCCGUCCCCUCCUGUGCACUCCAGCUGCGUACAACCAUUUGAAAUUAGCAGUAGCAAACCAAGCACCCAUUUGAAUGUGUUCUCUGAUCAAUUUUGUGGGGCUGUAAAUUAACAUAUUUAGUAUCUGGGUCCUAACACUUAUGUUAGCUGUAAAGAUACCAGUUACAUGUAAAUAAUAUGGGUCACUCCGAAGCCACAAACUGCCUUUGUAUAAAGUUUGCUAUGCAAACAUUAUGGUUAGUUGGUUAGUUAAUUCAGAGUAACUGGAAAGGUCUUAAGCAAAAUUAGUAUCUUCAUACAGAGCACAUUCAAUACUUAGACAGACUUAAGGUUUUUGAGGUAGAAAGGAGGGGAAAUGUGUUGAGAAGAUUUCAAAACAGAUGGGGCAAGUGAGGGGCCAGCUGCAAGCUAAUGCUUCUUGAGAGCUGGGCAAAAGAGAUGUUUAGCAGUGUUAGAUCACCAGGGAGAAUGACUUAAAACAAAAUGCUUUGUUUGACCUGGUAAUUAAGUAGUUUCCUGCAGGAUGUAACUGGAGCCAAUAGCUCAGAAAACCAAAGGAAGUUGAUGUUUAAGGAAUGAAUGACAGGUAGAGUUCAAGGUCUCUUAACCCUCAACUGUAGCUGGACAAGAAUAUCCUCUUUGAAUAUUUAGUUGCAAAAUUAUGUAUGUUAGGAGGCAUUUAAUUCUUAUGUAUCUGAUUUUGACAGCUUCUCAAGACGGACACAGGAGCACAGAUAUGAGCCCUCUGCUUGGGUUACUAUUUAAAGACUUCUAUUUUUUCCUGUGUGAUAGAAUUCCUGUCCCUUACUGUUUCUGUAUUUCCAGUCUAGCAGAUGGUGCAAGAAAUUAGAAAAGGACCAAACAAUUCUCCCAUUCUUGCUCCCCCAUCUUUGUAGCAAGAUGAAUCACUUUGACACAAAGCUUAGCUUCCUUGCUGACAAACAGCAUCCCCCUGGUGACAGAGAGGAUUAGUGCAAUCCAGUUUUACGCCACUAAGAAAACUGAGGGCACAAUGAAGGUGAACUUUUGCACUUCCAUUUCUUUCCACCCUCAUCCCCCUGCUCUGGCUUCUGGUCUGUCUGCCUUUAACAUAAGGAAAAAAAAACAUCCAGUAGUCUUCUUAUCAUUUUUGCAGUCUUCAGAGCUAGAGAGAAGGAGUUAAGGAGUUAGACUGUAACUUAUACUUCUCAGUGCUUGUAGAACAAAAAAGAUGCAUCUUGAGGAGACCUAUUAAUUAUUUAAUAUUAAAUAUUAGUAUGAUCAUUCAGGUAACUCUGAGGUGUAAACUGCACUGAUCAGUGGGGAUCAUCUGAUGUCUGGUCUACUGAAGUCCUUCUGAACUCUUAUGGAAGGAAGCUGCCUCCAUACAGUAGGAAAAGAUAAGACACUGCCUUUGUGGUAUAUGAAGUCUAGGUGAGCUUCAAAAGAUUUUAAUAAAUGCUGACCUACUACUACCAAAACUAUUUUAAAUGUAAUGCAAACCUUCAAAUAAUAGGAGUUCUUAAUAUUUUUAUGUAAAGUCUCUUGAUAACUGAUCACCUGCAUAUUUUUAAUGGAUGAAUGCAUUACUGAGCAAAACUUUCUGCUACAGUGUCACUCUGAUAUAAAAUUGUACUAAACAGACAGGGUUGGAUGUCCAUCAGUCUGUGACACACUAGCUUUUUUUUUUUUAACUCCAAUAUGAUAAACUAAAUGAGUUUUUAGGAACUUAAGGUAUGUUAGCAAGUGUUUUAUCUGGGAGUGGACUGCUUUUUUCAGUUGAUUAUUUUAACUGUGUUCAGCUGUAUGGGUCAGUACAUAGUAUGGUUUGAUCUAGCAGAUUAAAUUAUUCCAGAACUGUGGUUGAAACAUAGUUCCUGUUCAUGCAGUAGCUGUAUUGCUUAAUAUGAAGUUUCUUUUUUUUUUUUUUUUUUUAAGUAUUUCAGGUGAAAGCCUUAAUCAGGUGCCUGCCCCUUAAUGUAGGCUGGCAUGUGUAUAAACUGAAACAUGACUGUCCUUAAAACUGCAGUUUAAGAAAACAUCAUGAGUAGAAAAAUUCUCCUGUUGCCAAAGGGCAAGAGUCUGGAUUAGAUGAGCUUGACCUUGCUCCAGUGGCUCUGGCUAAUCACUUCAGGUGGUUGCUUUAGCCACUUGCUCCUUCUAAGUGAAGUAUUUUGAGUGGCCCUGAUCUAAGUGUGAGUGGCACUAGAUCUAAGCAGGAAGUGUCCUGUGUCCCACACAUACUGUGUGUGCCAGUCUGGCUGAAAUAACACCACAUAUUCCAGUGGUCUUGCACUAUUGUCCUUUGAACAUCAAGACCUGCAUUAUGGAUUUAUAACUUAAACUAAUAAAGCAAGUGCUAUUCUGGCUUGGUGUUUGCUCUGCUGGAGCAAGCUGGAGAUUGUCCCUCUAGAGCCAAGCUGAACUGCUUAGGGAAUUUAAUAUUUUUGUCUGUUUUCUGAGCAGGUGUUUACUUGUAUCACGGCCACUCUCCAGUGGUACCCUGGCCCUGUCUGCUCAAGAGCAACUCAACUUGGGCCCAGAAGGCUACUGAAUCCCCUCUAAUCUCUGCAGAGCAGAGUUUCCCUCCAGGUCAGGGUUGAGAUGGUGCUAAUGGGACCAGAAUGGUCCCCAUCCAUGCACAUCAGUAUUCUACUUAGCACUGAUAGGGUGCUCCACAACCAUUUACACCUUUAUCACUGGUACAGCUCAGAAAUAUGAAAUUGAAAGUUUCUUUCUUUAAGAACAAAAUCAUGUGUGUCUUUUUGUUAUUAAUAAGUGUAGUUCUGUGUUCUUAUGUAGCCAGCACAGAACUUGUAUUUAGGUUUAGUUCUUAACUGCGUUUCCCACAGCCCUCAUGUUGAAACUUCUUCCUGCUUCCUUUGACACUUAGACAAUAAAACUCCCUCUGUACUGCACUCAGCUUGUACAGAGAAAACAA
Molecule: messenger RNA, 6176 nt
Organism: Calypte anna (Anna's hummingbird)
Lineage: Eukaryota; Metazoa; Chordata; Aves; Apodiformes; Trochilidae
Gene: VASH1
Product: vasohibin 1
Exons: 7
Coding region: 257-1315 (352 amino acids)
Biological process (GO): regulation of angiogenesis
Cellular component (GO): cytoplasm
Source: RefSeq, a predicted model, not a curated record